UUUUUGAGCCGCGAACCUCCAACACAGUGGGAGGCAGCAUUUCACCGCAGAGCCGCUGGGCGAAACCGACGUGCAACGGGCAGAAGAAAGGAACAGUUUGUCCCACCGGCGUUUCAUCUAGCAGAAAGGUCGUUGGCAGCUGGACGGUAUUUGGUAAUACUCAAAACCAAAACCAAAUCUAGGCUAAAUAGUUUAACUUUGUUGUAAGUUUGGGGCUCGAAACGCGGAGGGAUGUGAGUGCCGCUGAAAAGACGGAGGGACGCGGCUGUACGUCGCGUUUGUUCGGGCUCGUUAUGAAACCGUGCUAGCUAACGUUCGCUAACGUUAGCAGUUGACUGCCGUAACUAACGUUAGUUACGCCGACAGCCGUGAAAGCGGCCGGAGACGCGGUUCAAGUGGAGGUAGUUACUCCGUCUUUCUUGUAAUCCAGAACUAACGAAACCUUUGAUUUUUAAAAUCCCGGACUGAAGCGAGGCGUGUGGACUGGAACCUUGAACCCCAGCGCCCGCGGUCUUGGAGCAGACCCCGGGCUCAGCCUCGCAAACCCGGGACCCCUCUUCCUUCGACCGAGUGGCUGUUUUAAUGGCAGCCACAGCCAGUGCCCGGCGGUUACCCAUGGGUGUGCGGACGUUCAGCGACUUUCUCCAGGUCGCCACCGUGGGCUCCCCUCGCUCGUGUCGUGCGGCGGUGCCGAGAGGACGCCCGCGACAGAACAUUAGACACUUGUCGUCAUGUGGCAUUUUGAUGACGAGAACUCCCAGAGUGCUCUGCCUUCAAGACUGGGACACAAUGACAGCCGUUCCCCAAAGCCGAAACUUCAUCAGCCUCACCAACAAAAGGAAGGAGUACUCCGAGCGUAGGAUACUUGGGUAUUCUAUGCAGGAAAUGUACGAUGUGGUGGCCAACGUUGAUGAGUACAAACACUUUGUGCCCUGGUGUAAGAAGUCCCAGACCAUCAUGAGAAGAGCGGGCCACUCCAAAGCCCAGCUUGAAGUGGGAUUCCCUCCAGUGGUGGAGAGAUACACAUCUAUGAUCACUAGCGUCCGGCCUCAUCUAGUCAAAGCAGUGUGUACAGAUGGAAAGCUGUUCAAUCACCUGGAGACGAUAUGGCGCUUUAGUCCCGGCAUUCCCGGUUACCCUCGCACCUGCACGGUAGACUUUUCUAUAUCCUUUGAGUUCCGCUCUUUGCUGCACUCCCAGUUAGCCACCAUGUUCUUCGAUGAGGUUGUAAAGCAGAAUGUCGCCGCCUUUGAGCGGCGAGCUUGUAAGAUAUACGGCCCAGAGACUCGUAUCCCGCGGGAGCUGAUGUUUCACGAGGUGCAUCAGACGUGAUCUCGGCAGCUGUAUGUCCUCAUCUGGCCUUAAUCCAUACCAACCUUUAUUCCCUUUAUCCACACGAACCUGCAUGAUGCUGCAUAGUCACCCCCCUCCCCACUUCAACUCCUCCACAGCUACAUAGACAUCAUAGUGGCUGCUGAAGAUGUUAGACAUCCAGCUCUUGUAAGCAUUUUGUUGGAAUAUUAAUAACUCUUCUUAUUCCAGCCUCCGCAGAGUCUUGUUUAUCACCCUCCUCCUUGUGUUAAGUGUCCACUUUCUGUCUACCUCCACUGAAGGGAUCCUUGUUAGCAGAAGGAACCCCACCAUUGCUCUUGCUCCAUGGCAGUUACAAGCUGUAUUUAUGUAAACAAAACAGUAAAUCAUUGCAACAUCAUGUUACCAAUGGUAGAGAGUCGACUAUUAUUUUAACUGAAUAGAACAGUGACACUGAACAAAACACCCCUUUUUAUAUAUUUAUAUAAAAAGGCACAGAGGCCCUUUGAUCCAGACUCCUGCUCAAGUCACAGUUCACUGUGACCUCAAAGGCAUCACUUGUCAAACUGACACUUAAUCAAGUCAAAGUGUGUCCAAUUUUUAGUUUAAUUUCAGCACUUUGAUCAGCUGAUUAAACUGUAUUAGAAAAACACACUCUCUGCCUUUAUUUUACCACUUACUUUUAUUUCAAAUGUAAGUUUUAAUAUAUUGUUUGACAUAUAGUAGUGAACUCGGUGCAAAAUGAUAUUUCAUUUCAAACUUUUUAAUUUAUUCAUCAGUGGUUAUAUGCAUUUUAUUUUAAAAAUUCUUAUAUCGGGAUUCAAAUGAAUUGUGCCAUGUUCGGGACGUUGAGUGUGUUGUCACUGUGUGUUGUGACAGUGUCAUUGAAGUGCAACAUUUUGCGAAGGGAAAAAGGUGAUUUCUUCAUUUGUUAGCUGCGGCUUUCGUUAACCCUGACGUUUGGGAAAUUUAGUUUUUCCAUGGCUGUUUUUGUGUUGUGAGGAUUGUGUUUUUUGGGCAUCGAGACUUGGCCUGCCAAUUUUCGAAAUGAAUUAUUUUACAGCCCAACACUGGUAGUUAUUAAUAGGUGGUUAAUAGAGGUGGGGGCAGUUCGACUUUGCACAAACAAGAGCACCUGAAUGAAUCCGUGUGCAGGCUGGAGAGUACUGUGAAAUACUAUAACUGGGAUUACAACAGAAAUGUCACCUAUCAUGUAGGUUAACUACAACUUUAUAUUUGAUAAAUAUAUGGUUUGGGUUUGCAGAUUCAUAAAGAUUAGACAUUAAGAUGGUUUAUCUGGUAGCAUUUUAGAUCAUCACUUGAAAUGUCACUUUAAAUUAUGGCAAUUUAUUAAUAGUAAUCUGAUUAGAGCACAGUUAUAAUAAUCCAAUUGAUUACUGCAGUGAAAGCAAAGACUUUGUAACAGAUGUAAAAGUUUCCCCUCUCUGCUUUGUGUUUUGCGGUCCAUCUUCUGAAGGUCAUGACAGGGGGAUGUUACCCCUGUCAUGUACAUUGUUAGUGUAAAAUACACUGGUGGGCUGUAGAAUAAAAAAAAUUCAUUCAUCAUUGUCUGUGGGUUUCAUGCUCAUUUUUAAAAGGUUAAGAUUUUAUUUAUAUUCAAUAUGAUGCAUAGAUUUAACUAACAAAGAGGCAAAAAUAUAGACAUGUUUCUAGUGUAUACGUGUUGCAUUGUUAGGGCGUGAUUACAUUUUGUUGGCAUUCAAAUUUCAUAUCGAAGAAUCACAUUGCUUUAUUCCCUGAUAACGGGCUCAUAGUUAAUUGAUUGUAUUUGCCGUAUUUUAGAGGUGAUUGAUACAUUCAGGUUGCCACAGGUCAGUGGAGUCAUUUUGCUCCGAGUCUCAUACUCCAACAGAGCUGAACUAUGGUUCAUUAUUUUCAAAGCUGGAUUUAGUCUUCAAGGUAGAUGUUUUUAUUUUUUCUGUUAAAAACGUGAUUUGGAAAUGAAUGGAUAUUUAAUCAUCAGCGCAUGAAGAAUGUUAGUGGGCCUGUGAAUCGCUGUUACGUUUAAAAAAAAACACCAAAAAAAAACGGUUGAACUUAUUAAAAGAUUUUUAAAUGCAAUUUUUGAGUGUUAUAUUUUUAAGAAAUAAAAUAGAUUAAGUCUAUUUUAUAUCACAUUCUCAAGCUAGGAUGCGAUAAAGCUCGACGUUGCAUCAUGCAUCUCCACCCAAAAUCUGCUUCUUUUUUUUCUGCUAGAGAUGUUGUGUGUUCAAUAUGCUGUGUACAGACUGAAUUUCAUGCCAAGUUUUAUUAUUGUAGGUGCCAAAACUCUGUGAAUCUGACACAGUGGAAAAUAUUAUUUAAUUAAA
This is a messenger RNA of Xiphias gladius (swordfish), 3641 nucleotides long. RefSeq names its product coenzyme Q-binding protein COQ10 homolog A, mitochondrial. The transcript has 5 exons. Gene Ontology annotation, biological process: cellular respiration; ubiquinone biosynthetic process. The record is from RefSeq and is a predicted model, not a curated record. Gene Ontology annotation, cellular component: mitochondrion. The coding region runs from base 583 to 1332 and encodes 249 amino acids. NCBI's taxonomy places the organism in Eukaryota, Metazoa, Chordata, Actinopteri, Istiophoriformes, Xiphiidae. Gene Ontology annotation, molecular function: ubiquinone binding.